UUUCUGAUUGCUUGUUGUUUGGAUAAGUGUGAACUAAAAGCUUUAACUGAUACCUUCAUUAGCAGAGUGUGCUCUUGGAUGAUUUCAGUUGUUCUGCUGCCUCCUUGUUUUCUGCAAACAUGAAUUCAACCACAACACAUGGAUAUUUCUUUACUUAUAAUACGACUGAUGAUGAUUAUUACAACGAUUAUCCAGAAACUCGUGAGGUGAUUGCAAGACCAUGCAAUCAGGAGGACAUCUAUAGUUUUGCUAAGAACUACUCCCCCGUUGUGUACAGCAUGGUGUUUGUCCUGGCUGUUGUUGGCAACAUCUUGGUGCUGUGUGUGAUCAGACGCUACAGAAACUCUCAGAGCGGUGGAGCCUGUGCCUUCUCUCUGACAGACACCUUCCUCCUUCACCUGGCCAUUUCUGACCUCCUGCUGGCCUUCACCCUACCCCUGUUUGCAGUGCAGUGGGCCCACCAGUGGGUGUUUGGCAAAGCAGUGUGCAAGAUCUCGGGUGCUCUUUUCUCCUUGAACCGCUACAGCGGCAUCCUUUUCCUGGCAUGCAUCAGUUUCGACCGGUACCUGGCCAUUGUUCAUGCUGUCAGGUCAGGGUGGAAACGCAACACCUGCCACGCUCAAUUUGUAUGUGCAGUCAUCUGGGUGGUGUGCCUCGGCUUGAGCGGAGUUGACAUUGCAUUCAAAGAAGUGGUAGAGAUGUUCGCUAAUGACAACGAGAAGACAAACGUGUGCCAAGUGUGGUUCACUCAGAAUGCCGACCAGUGGCAGGUGAGCUUGCAGCUUAUCAGCGUGAGUCUGGGUUUUGGUCUUCCCCUGCUCAUCAUGCUCUACUGCUAUGUCCAGAUCUUCAGGUCUCUGUGCAAUGCUUCUCGUCGUCAAAAGCGCAAGUCUCUCCGUCUCAUCAUCUCCUUGGUAUCUGUGUUUGUCUUCUGCUGGGCUCCGUACAACUGCUUCCAGCUGGCAGACAGCCUGCAGAAGCUGGGUGUGGUGGCUGGGGGCUGCCAGUUUGGCCGUGUGCUGGACAUUGGGAUUCUGAUUACUGAAAGCGUGGGGCUUUCGCACUGUGCCCUGAACCCUCUGCUGUACGGCUUUGUUGGGGUGAAGUUCAGGAGGGAGCUGCUGAAAAUGUGCAAAGAGAUGCUUGGACAGAGAGGCUGGUUAGGAAUUGAAAGGUUGAAGGAGAGAAAAUCUAGAAAAAACACAGGGUCAAUAACCUCUGCAGAAAGUGAAAAUACAUCCUACUCUGUCAUGGUGUGAUAUCGGUUAGAGAUAAGUGAGGCUGUGUGUUGGAGAAAGGGUUCUAAAAUACAGAAAUUUAAAAAAAUAAAACAAAAAUGUUCUCACAAUAAUAACAUUUAUGUCAUUACAAUGGUGCUUAAAUGUCAGUGUAGUUCACAUCAUGUUGUUUUGUUUUUAAUGUUUUACUGCCAAAACUGUGGGACAGCAUAGAUUGUACAUAAUCCCACAGGCUGAUGUCAUUAUAAAGCAUUUCAUGAGAAUGGGUUGAUUUUUGUGUCCAUGGGUAACAUCUUGAGAAAUAUGGGGAUUUCUUCAUGCUCCUUAAAAAAAAAAGCUUAUUCUGCAGUUUAAAGGCAGACCUCAGCCUCAGUUGCGUUACUAUUUUGAGGAUGUGUUGAACAUGAAAACUCUGUGCUAUAAAAUUUAAAAUUUGUACAUAUACAAAUUUACCAAUGUGUUUUUAUGAAUUUAUUUUAAAUAAAUGUUUUGCAAUAAAAAGAAA
Molecule: messenger RNA, 1743 nt
Organism: Girardinichthys multiradiatus
Lineage: Eukaryota; Metazoa; Chordata; Actinopteri; Cyprinodontiformes; Goodeidae
Gene: cxcr3.2
Product: chemokine (C-X-C motif) receptor 3, tandem duplicate 2
Exons: 2
Coding region: 120-1259 (379 amino acids)
Biological process (GO): G protein-coupled receptor signaling pathway; immune response; chemotaxis
Cellular component (GO): membrane
Molecular function (GO): chemokine receptor activity
Source: RefSeq, a predicted model, not a curated record